Messenger RNA from Owenia fusiformis, 988 nucleotides. Lineage: Eukaryota; Metazoa; Annelida; Polychaeta; Sabellida; Oweniidae. The record is from the annotation of a GenBank genome assembly.
ACGGAGUGUAUCAUAGUUCUUCACAUCACUUUAAUGAACACUUGGGCAUUGUUAUGUUUAAAUUCAAAGUAUAUUAUAAUACAAUCGUAUAAUACCAUCGUAUCCAUAUACGUAGAGUUCUAAAAAGGGGAAGCCGAAUUGCGUUAUUUGAAAUAUAAAACACAUACAAUGAACAUCGGAGCUAAAAUCUUGUUUAUUGCGUAUUUUGCUGUGCACCUGACCGACGUCGCACUUUCCGGAAAAUAUCAAACUAUUAUCCUUGACGGCCCAAAGGCACUGAGCGAUGAUAUAAAAGACACAAAGAUUGUACUUCGAAUAGAAGGGAAAGGCGCACUGGAUCUUCUUCCGCCAAGCGACACUGGUGGUAUUGUCUGUGCUGAUGUCUUGAUGCUGAUAGACAUAUCAUGCUCGAUUUCAAACAAGGACAAACAACGCGUUAGAAAUAUAUCAGCUCUAGUGGCCCAUUCACUACUUACGUCAGUUUAUCCUGAGGAUCCGACUUCCUUUAAUCUGGCAAGAAUAGGGGUGCUCACAUAUAGUGAAAAGACACGACACGUAUUGUAUUUAAAUAAUAGCAAAUCAAGCGAAGAAAUUGAUAAAAUAAUACGAAACGUUGAAAUUAGAAAAUCUAAACAAUCUCUAUGUAGAACGUCGACACAUCGGGCACUUAGUGAUGCUAGAACGUUUUUCUUCAAAUCGAAACAAAACAACAAACAAAUAAUCAAUUUGUUCACAGAUGGACUUACUUUUUUAAGACGUAACAGAAAAGCACUCUAUCGAGAGCAAAGGAAACUUAGAGAAAUGGGUGUGAUAAUUAAUGUGAUUCAAGUACGUCAUAGGAAGGGGAAAUACGAGGAGAAUGAAUACAUCAAUUUACCACAUACACAGAAUCACCUUUUUGAAUCCAAGGACAAGAAUAUCACCUCUCAACUCAUCGAUCGUCUAAUAGAGGACGCAUCGUGUGCGAACCUAAAGGCGUGACGUAGAC